Molecule: messenger RNA, 4828 nt
Organism: Cuculus canorus (common cuckoo)
Lineage: Eukaryota; Metazoa; Chordata; Aves; Cuculiformes; Cuculidae
Gene: ADAMTS15
Product: ADAM metallopeptidase with thrombospondin type 1 motif 15
Exons: 8
Coding region: 136-2946 (936 amino acids)
Biological process (GO): proteolysis; extracellular matrix organization
Molecular function (GO): zinc ion binding; metalloendopeptidase activity
Source: RefSeq, a predicted model, not a curated record
CAGUGCGCUCCCCUCCAGCCUCCGCGGAGCUUCGGACAGAGGAGGAGGAGGAGGAGGAGGAGGAAGGGGGGGGCCGGGUGCUGCUCUGCCCCGUCCCCGGCUCCCGCGAUGCCGCCGGUCUGAGCCCCUCGGAGGAUGCUGCCGCUGCUGCCGCUGCUGCUGUUGGGCUCCCCGGGGCUGAGCCUGCCCUCGGGGGGUCCCCAAGGCGACACCGAGCUGGUCACCCCCCUCCGCUUGGACCCCGACAUCAACGGCCGCCCUUACUUCGAGGAAAAUCCCCCUCCGGGAGGGCAAGCGGUGGUUUUCCAGCUCUCGGCUUUCGGGGAAGAUUUCUACCUCCACCUUUCCCCCGACUCCCACUUCAUCGCCCCCGCUUUCGCCUCCCACUAUUUGGGGGUCCCCCCCGGCUCGAGUCGCCCCCUCCCCGCCCUCCGCCACUGCUUUUAUUCGGGGGAUGUCAACGGCGAUAGGGAAUCCUUCGCCGCCCUCAGCCUUUGCGGGGGGCUCCGGGGGGCUUUCGGGUACCGGGGGGCCGAGUACACCAUCAUCCCGCUGUCGGGGGGCUCGGGGGGUCCCCACCGCCUGCGGCGCCGCAGCCCCGGCCGCCCCGUCGAGGCUGGAGCAUCGCGGUGCGCGGUGGGUUCCGCGCUCACCCCUGGGGUCCUGCAGGCGCUGGACAAGUAUCGGGGGAGAUUUGGGGGGAAAAGGGGUCGAGCCAAACGUUUCGCCUCGGUCCCGCGUUACGUGGAGACCUUAGUGGUGGCCGAUGAGUCGAUGGUGAAGUUCCACGGCGAUGACCUCCAGCAUUACCUACUGACGCUCAUGGCCACGGCCGCACGGCUCUACAAGCACCCCAGCAUCCGUAACCCCAUCCAGAUCUCCGUGGUCAAGUUCCUCCUCAUCGGGCAAGAUGACAAAGGGCCAAAGGUCACGGGCAACGCCGCCCUCACCCUCCGCAACUUCUGCGCCUGGCAGAAGAAAUGGAACAAAGUCAGCGACAAACACCCCGAGUACUGGGACACCGCCAUCCUCUUCACCAAGCAGGACCUGUGCGGCGCCACCACCUGCGACACGCUGGGGAUGGCAGACGUGGGCACCAUGUGUGACCCCAAGCGCAGCUGCUCCGUCAUCGAGGACGAUGGGCUGCCCUCGGCUUUCACCACCGCCCACGAGCUGGGCCAUGUCUUCAACAUGCCCCAUGACAAUGUGAAGGCCUGCGAGGAGGUCUUUGGCCGGCUGAAGACCAACCACAUGAUGUCCCCCACCCUCAUCCAGAUCGACCGCGCCAACCCCUGGUCAGCCUGCAGUGCUGCCAUCAUCACAGACUUCCUCGACAGCGGCCACGGAGACUGCUUGCUGGACCAGCCGGCCAAGCCCAUCCCGCUGCCCGAAGACCUGCCGGGGACGAGCUACAGCCUGAACCAGCAGUGUGAGCUGGCCUUCGGCGUGGGCUCCAAGCCCUGCCCGUACAUGCAGUACUGCGCCAAGCUCUGGUGCACGGGCAAGGCGCGCGGGCAGAUCGUCUGCCAGACCCGGCACUUCCCCUGGGCGGACGGCACCAGCUGCGGCGAGGGACGCUUCUGCUUGAAGGGUGCCUGCGUUGAGAGGCAUAACAUCAGUAAGUACAGGGUGGACGGUGGCUGGGCAAAGUGGGCGCCCUAUGGGCAGUGCUCGCGGACGUGCGGCGGUGGGGUGCAGCUGGCCAAGCGGGAGUGCACCAACCCGGUGCCUGCCAACGGGGGCUCCUACUGCGAGGGCAUCCGUGUCAAGUACCGCUCCUGCAACCUGGAGCCCUGCUCUGCUGCAGUGCCAGGGAAGAGCUUCCGUGAGGAGCAGUGUGAAGCUUUCAACGGCUACAGCCACAGCACCAACCGCCUCACCGCCUCCGUCUCCUGGGUCCCCAAAUACUCCGGUGUCUCACCCCGGGAUAAAUGCAAGCUCAUCUGCCGGGCUAACGGCACCGGCUACUUCUACGUGCUGGCACCCAAGGUCGUGGAUGGCACCCCUUGCUCCCCAGACUCCACCUCAAUCUGCGUCCAGGGCAAAUGCAUCAAAGCGGGCUGUGACGGGAAGCUGGGCUCCAAGAAGAAGUUCGACAAAUGCAGCGUGUGCGGAGGAGACAACAAGAGCUGCAAGAAGGUCUCAGGGUUGUUCACCAAACCCAUGCAUGGCUACAACUUCGUGGUGGUCAUCCCUGCGGGCGCCUCUAACAUCGACAUCAGGCAACGGGGCUACAAAGGGCUGAUCAGCGACGACAACUACCUAGCACUGAAGAACGGGCAGGGCAAGUACCUGCUGAACGGCCACUUCAUUGUCUCGGCCGUGGAGAGGGACCUGAUGGUGAAGGGCAGCGUCCUGCGGUACAGCGGCACCGGCACCGCUGUUGAGAGCCUCCAAGCCUUCAAGCCCAUCCAGGAACCCUUGACUUUGGAGGUGCUCUCUGUGGGGAAGAUGACCCCUCCUCGGGUACGCUACUCCUUCUACCUCCCCAAGGAAAGCAAAGAGGACAAGUUCCCCUACAAGAAGGAGGGCAAGACCCCACCAGACCUCAACAACAGUGUCCUCAGCCUGUCCAACCGCUUGGACAGUGGGAGACCGAGCUACAAACGUCCCUCCUACAAGUGGGCGGCAGGUGGCUGGGAGGCUUGCUCCGUCACCUGUGGCGAUGGCUUGCAGAAGCGGUCAGUAGCUUGUCGCGACUCCUACGGCCAGCCAGCCGCCGAGUGCGAUGCGGCACAGCGCCCGGCAGAUGUCCGGCUCUGCGGGGAGCCCUGCCCGGUGUGGGAAGCUGGACCAUGGUCUCCUUGCUCCAAGAGCUGCGGUCAGGGUUUCAAGAGACGAGCACUGAAGUGCACGGUCCCAGCCGGGCGCUCGCUGCCCCGGGAAAGUUGCAAUUUUCGGAGGAAGCCGCAGGAGCUGGAUUUUUGCACCUUGAGGCCAUGCUGAGCAGGUCAAGAGGUGUCUCCGAGGAAAGGCAUGGUGUCCCUCAGGCUGUAUGCGGCCGAGCAGCAGCCAGGGGCUGGGAGAGGGGAUGUCCAUAGCACAUAUCAAACAGGGUGGGGGAAAGAAAAGGGGGGAAAAAAAAAGGGACCUGGGUGUGGGGACAGAGCACGCACGCCCCACACACCCGGGAGAGAGGGAUUUUACAGACCAGGUCGCUCAGAGACAGAGCGGAAACGAACAUCUACCUCGAAGCUGCCAAAUGACACGGACACCGGCUGGUGGAGCUUGGGAGUUGAGGAGGAAACAAGAGGAUGGCUGCCUGGAAUAGAUCCGAGGAUGGGCAGGGAGAUGCCUCUAAAUUGCACAGUCGAAGCCUCCCUGGUCUUCCAAGGGCCAACCCUACCUCUGCCCCUCCCAGACUCCCCCAACGCUCGCGUUAAAUGGGACCAAAAGCAUUCACCAAUGCAACCACAGCAAAUUUACUGUCCAGCCACCGGUGCGAUGAGGUGUUGGGUCUGAUGCCUCCAAUGACUUUGCAGCCUGGAGAGCCCAGCAGCGUCGCUGGACCAGGCUGGAAGGUGGUGGCUUUAUUUUCGUUUUCUCCUCAUGUUUAUGACCUGACCAGUGUAGAUUUUAUGGUGCUUAACUCUGUUGUUUUUUAACCUCCUUCCUCCUGCCUUGAUGGAUGUAAACCUUGUGUGGUGGGGAUGGUGUUAUUCCCCGUGGGCUCUCACCUGGUUGAGGUUUUCCUAUGGUGCUUUGGGAUGGUGCUGUGCCGGCAUCCAGUGCGUAGCUGGAUGCUCCUUCACACCCUGGUCCAGGACAAGAAGUAAAUCACCUGCCUGGAGUUUUUCAGGGCUAAAAGGGAUCACUACGGAUCUGAUAUUUGCUGUCGUUCCAAAACAAUAAGAAGCAACUGUACUGUAGUACCACGGCGCGGUGCCACACGGGGUCAGAUGCAGCCCCAUGAAUCGCCGGUACUUCACUCUGCUCUGGACACAGUGCUCGCUGCUGAGUACGCUGUGCUCAGACAUCCCACCGCUCUCUAGCUUUGGGCCAGGUUGGGUUCUUUGAGCAGCCUGAUCCAGUGGGAGGUGUCCCCGCCAUGGCAAGGGGGUGGAAUUAGAUGAUCUUUAAGGGUCCCUUCCAACUCAAACCAUUCUAUGGUAUUUCCUCUGCGUUAAGCCCCCUGGGAUAUCCUGAGCUGAACUUUGGUGGAGCUGGGAUGACGUUCCCAGCAUCGCUUUUGAGUUGCGGGAGCACAAGAUGAAUUUGGGUCUCGGCUUUUCCCAGGGGAAAGGGACUUAUUGGGGUUCAGGUGCACAGGGGAAGAGUAGGGGGUUGAGCCUCUUGCUGAUGCAGAGCAUCUGCAGCCAGCUUCCCCCUCCAGGGUUUGGUACAAGGGUUCAUUGGGCACCUCUGAUUACAAAGCAUGGUGCCAAGCGGUGGUCGGAAGCUGUUGUAGCUCUUGCACCACUCUCUCCCCAACAACCUUCUACUGCCCUUCAUCAUUUAGGUCUCUUGCUGAGAUCCUACCGUCAAGAACCAUUUCACUUUUUGUUUUUCCACUGAUGAAGGUCCCUCUUGAUUAAGAAGCUGGGACUGUCAGCAAGGCAGAGACUCUGGGCUGAGCUACGCUCUUAUUUGGAGUGGCAGAAAGGGAUGAGACACCAAUUAUGGGUUGGCAGAAGAUGCUGUCUUGAGGCUUGGAGCUUCCCUUGCUCACUCAGUCCCAUGCAGGUGUAGUGUGGAAACCUUUCCUUGUGCCCUUCGGUCUGCUCCAAAAGGUCUCCAGCUGUGGGCAAGGCAAGAAAGGUCACAAGAAACAGGUCUGCAGUAGCACAAGGGUUUCCUCACUAGACCUUUCCACCAGCUCAGCAAACCC